Perca flavescens (yellow perch) is the source of this 7496-nucleotide messenger RNA. It is a transcript of the gene tns2a, whose product is annotated as tensin 2a. Lineage: Eukaryota; Metazoa; Chordata; Actinopteri; Perciformes; Percidae. Bases 675 to 5936 code for a protein of 1753 amino acids. Gene Ontology annotation, biological process: peptidyl-tyrosine dephosphorylation. Gene Ontology annotation, molecular function: protein binding; protein tyrosine phosphatase activity. The record is from RefSeq and is a predicted model, not a curated record. Gene Ontology annotation, cellular component: focal adhesion. The transcript is spliced from 28 exons.
GUGAGGCAACCUUAGUAGAGAGGUAGAAGCAGGAGGGAAGGGAGAGAGAAGGAAGGGAGUGAGAGGCAUGUUCUUGGGAUGGGACGACUGGGGAAGAGGGAGAGAAGCAACGAGAGGAGAGAAAAGGGUGAAGACAAAAAGAAAGAAAUAAAGGAGAGCUUCCAGGGAUCCUCGAGCCUUGGCAUUUGAGUCGAGGGACAUAUGUGGGAGUAAAGGGGACGGGGACGUAGUGAGCGUGUUCGAUUGAAAAAUAAAAAAAAAAACAGAGAGAAAAAGUAAAGUAGGGAACCUAAGUGUGCGUAAGGAAGGUUGGGUGUUUGUAAGUAAAAGCGUGUGUGAAACAAAGAAGAGCAGUGAGAGGGGGGGCGGAAAAAUGAGGGAGUCCACAUGCGACUGCAGCAGGCUGAGUUGGAGAGAGAGGUGUUUUUAAAGUGCGUAUAGAAAAGGAGGGAGGGCAGCAAGAGCAUGCAGAGUGUAUCCUUCCGUCCGUCCCUGUAGCAGGGCUGAACGAGAGCCAGGAAAAAGGGGACGGGCCUCCCGGUCCUUUCCAGCUGACAAAAACAGCUGCCCAGGAGCCUGGCGCUGGAGCCUGUUUAAAGGACAGAGAGGAAGAGAGGACAGAAGGAGAGAGUGGAGGAGAAGAGAGGUCCAAAGUCCAGGACCCGUCCACCUAUAUGGGUUGCGUCCUGAGUUCGGACUGGUGUGGGGAGGAAGAGGUGCAACCUGUGCCGGUGGUCAGACGCUCGUCUCUGAAGAGAAGGAGUCUGGAGAGGAGCGAGAGUGGCAGGAUGAGGCUGACAAAGGGGGGGAAGGGAGAGCCCCACGUCUUCAAGGAAAAGACCUUUAAGAAGAAGCGGCAGUGCAGCGUGUGCCGUCAGAACAUCGACAACGUUGGCUCCUUCUGCAGAGUAUGCAAGACAGCCACCCACAGGAAGUGUGAGGCCAAGGUGACCUCGGCAUGCAUCCAAGCUCCCUCAAACGAUCUGCAGCGUAGAGGGACCGGCCCUUCUCGACACAUCCAGAACCUGGGCUCGACCAAGUCUCUGACCUACACCAAACAGAGAAACACCCUGCCAAGGAGCUUCAGUGUGGACCGUGUGAUGGAGAGAGUGAUGGAGCGCCACUACGACUUCGACCUGACCUACAUCACCGAGAGGAUCAUCUCCGUUUUCUUCCCCCCAAAGCUGGAGGAGCAGAGAUACCGUCUAAACCUAAAGGAGGUGGCUGCCAUGCUCAAGUCCAAACACCAGGACAAGUUUCUGCUCCUGAACCUCUCUGAGCGACGCCACGAUAUCACCCGACUAAAUACAAAGGUUCAUGACUUUGGCUGGCCCGACCUCCACGCCCCACCGCUGGAUAAGAUCUGUGCCAUAUGUAAGGCCAUGGAGACGUGGCUGACCUCUGACCCCCAGCACGUGGUGGUCCUUCACUGCAAGGGCAACAAAGGCAAAACAGGCGUGAUUAUUGCAGCCUACAUGCACUACAGCAAGAUCUCCGCAGGGGCGGACCAGGCUCUCAGUACUCUCGCCAUGAGGAAGUUCUGUGAAGAUAAGGUGUCCUCUUCCCUCCAGCCGUCCCAAAACAGGUAUAUCUAUUACUUUGGGGGCCUUCUAUCCGGGGCCAUCAAGAUGAACAGCAGCCCUCUCUUCCUCCACCAAGUUCUCAUCCCGUCACUCCCCAACUUCCAGGGUGAAGGAGGUUACUACCCCUUCUUGAAGAUCUACCAGUCCAUGCAGUUGGUCUACACUUCAGGCAUAUAUAACCUUCAGGGCACUGGAGGCAGGCGCCUGUGUGUGACCAUCGAACCGGCACUGCUGCUAAAGGGUGACAUCAUGGUCAAAUGCUACCACAGGCGAGCCCAGACUGCUGACAGAGACACUGUGUUCAGGUUGCAGUUCCACACCUGCACCAUCCACGGAUCCCAGCUCUGGUUUGGCAAAGGGGAGUUGGAUGAAGCGUGUACCGAUGAGCGUUUUCCAUCUGAUGCCACGGUUGAGUUUGUCUUCUCCUCCGGACCUGAGAAAAUGAAAGGCCGUGAGUACCAGAAGAACGACCCCGCUGUCACUGUCGACUACAACACUGGUGACCCAGUGGUUCGCUGGGAUUCCUAUGAGAACUUUAAUCAGCAAUACCAGGACAGCCUGGAGGUAGAUAUUGCCCACACCAGAGGUCCUCUAGAUGGCAGUCUCUACGCUCAGAUAAAGAAGCGCCGAGGUCCCGGCUCUGGUUCUCUCACCUCAACCAAUGGCAGCAGUCCAGCGGCAGGCCUUGAAGAAGAUAGGCCAGAUCAUUUCAUCCCUCAAGGUUCUGACUCUGCCCUCUCAGCCCAUUCCGUCCAUUUGAGCCAAUCAUCUGUCCAUCCUGAGCGCCGGGAAGAGCCCAUUCGCCCGUCUCCAACCAGACAGGAGAGAGAGGAGCUUGACCGUCUGCUCGGAGGCAUAGAGGGAAACCGGGAUGGAGAGCGAGAGACCGCCAUCUUGGAUGAUGGAGAUUCUCUGCCCUCUGAGAGAACUGGGACGCUGAGGCUCAGUCGGUCCUGUUCCUGCCGGGAUGGUUACCGGUCCCAGCGCUGUGCCGAGCCUGGCUGUGACCGCACCCUCCUCAUGCCUAAUGGUUACUGCCUCGACAGGGCUCCCGGCACCAACGGGCACCACGGGGCGACCCCUUCUGCCAGCCCCAACACAGCUGCUCCUCCGUCACACAUGGAUCUGUGCCAGCACUACAGCCACCACUCGCACCAGUCCCUUCCACCUCCAGAUCUGGUGUGGGACCGCCAGAGUGGCCCGCCGCACUACCUGCACCGCUCCUGCUCGGAGGCUCCCUCAUCUCGACAUAUCUGCCCAUAUCCAUCACCGGACCUUACCCCUCACUCUCACAGCCACCCGCAUCACCACCCUCUGUCUGCCGCGGGCCGCCUCUGCUGUCGAGAAGACGACUACGGCCCCUAUCACCAUCCUCCUCCACCUCACAGCCACCACCAUCCCCACCCACACCACCCCAAACCCUCCACCAGCCCUACCUACCAUGACAUACUGCUAAUGGAUGGUCUGCCACCCCCUGGUUGCCCUUGCAGAGACUGCAGCAUCAGGAGAGAAGACUCUGUGGCCUAUCACAGCCUGAGGCUGGACCAAGGGGACAGCUUCCCCUGGGACAGAGAGGCGGAACUUCAGCAGAGGGAGGUGGGGCUUCGCAGAGCCAGGGAAGCAGAGGUACCCAGAGGGACUGAGCUCCACUGGGAGAGGGAUCCUGGGCUGAGACGAGGCAGAGAGUUGUCUCUCCACUGGGAGAGAGACAGGGAGGCCGAGCUGCAGUGGGAGAGGGACAGAGAGGCGGAAUAUUGGCACCGUAGGGCCACCGUAGCCUCCUAUGGCCCACAGGGUCACGACCUUCCAGCCUUCACGUUUGACCCCUUGCCGUCGGGUCACCCGGCUUAUCCAGAGGCAUCCAGGUCCCACGCUCAUUCCCACCUGGACCUGAAGUACAGCAGCAGCAGCAGUGGUUACCAAACGCCACGUCAGGUGUAUCCCUGCUCGCCAUACCAGCCCUCGCCAUCCGAAAGCAGGGGCUACGCCUCGGGCUACCAGUCUGAGUCCACGUCCCCGCUGCCCCCGGCUUCCUCCAUGACAGGGCCCUGCAGCCAAACCAACGGGCCAGCAGAGCAUCACCAUAACCACCACCAUCACCAUCCAGACUCCCAUCGGUCAUACGGCUCUGACUCACACACGGAUGGCCUUCGGAGCUCUGGUGAAAGUGUGGGCUGGAGGGAUCACAUUACCCACGGUUCCUUUAAGAGGGUCCACAGAGACGGCCAUGCUGCGUGCUCCACGCCAUCUGACAUGUCUGGACCGUCCACUCCUGUCCACACCAGCAGUCCUCUACGCACACAGGAAAGCCCCAGUCCAGGAGGGAGAGACUAUGAGAUCCGGACCACAGACAUCAUCAGCAGUGACUACGAGGCUCCCCAGCACCAGGACGGACACUACCGUGCUGACAUCAUCGCCCAGGAAUCCCUGGAAAACCAAAGAAGCAGCACAGAGCCGCCAUCCGUGCCGCAGGCGGCCAACGUCACGCAAUCACACACAUCCACACCUGUGCAAACAGAACCCCACAACCACUGCACUGCACCAACAGACCCGUCCCCUACUACUCCCCAACAGCAGCACUGUAGCCCAAAUACACCGUCAGUUUCGGCAACACAGAACACUUCUGCUGUUGAUUCUGCUACACCAACCACAUCCAACCAGGGAAUCCUUCAGGCUCCUUCAUCCCCUAUCCGUGAUUCGUCUGCGCCGGACACACGCUCCCACCCUGGCCCUCCCACUCUCCAGACCCCCCAUCCUUCGGAGGCUGCUGCUCUGCCUUCCACUGCGGCACAGGCAGUGCCUCAACCUCAGAGCCAAACCCAAACCCAUGCCGGCGGAUUGACAAGACCAACCCCAACACAUGUCACGGGAUCUUCUCCCACCAGGGAACUUCACCCAGAAACCGCAAAACCUAUGAUCACCCCCACCCCCAACGCCACAUCUGCCCCUGCAUCUCCCACUCCAGCUUCAUCAUUAUCCCCCCAGCCGGCCUCCGGUAGUAUGGAGGGCUCCCCAGUCUCUGAUGCCCCAGUUCCUGGGUUCGCCACUUUGGGUAGGCGGCUGAUGUUGAGUGGGUCGGACCCCCACCCUCCGAACCACAUCCAGCAGCACGGAUCUCCGCACCACCACUACCCAGGCAUGGAACACAGCGCUGCGGGACACACUUCUGCUCUGGACACUAACAAGAGGCCCUGCUACUCCGCUCACGCUCCUCAGCUCUAUCCAUCCCCCUACUCCAACUAUUCCACCAUCUCCAUCCCCCUUCCUCACCCCCAGCCGCCUUUGCCAGAGAAGCGCCACCCGCCCGUCCAGUCAGGGUCGCCCAGCGAUGGGGUGAGAACUCUGAGGACAGCCGCGGGCCAUGUGCCUCCCUCCAGCACCGGCAUAGCUCAGCAUCAGCUCCAUGUCACGUUCUCUCCCACCGUGGGGGAAAUUGAACCACCUGCAGGCAAAAAUGACGGAGUGGCGCCUGUGGAGAUUGAGAAUGCGAAUAGUGUCAGUGUGAAGUUUGUCCAGGACAGUUCACGGUUCUGGUACAAGCCUGGCAUUUCCAGAGAGCAAGCAAUUGCUGCUCUGAAGGAGAGAGAGGCAGGGACCUUCCUGAUCAGAGACAGUAACUCUUUCCAGGGGGCCUAUGGCCUGGCCCUGAAGGUGGCUACACCUCCUCCCAAUGUCAACAACCACAGCAGCAAGGUGAGCGACCCUCUGGAACAGCUGGUCAGACACUUCCUAAUAGAAACAGGCCCCCGGGGAGUCAAGAUUAAAGGGUGUCAGAAUGAGCCCUACUUUGGGAGUCUGUCUGCAUUAGUCUACCAGCACUCCAUCAUGCCCAUCUCUUUGCCCUGCGCUCUUAAGAUCCCAGAAAAAGAUCUGAUAGGAGAGGUGCCGGAGGUUCAACCAGUGAAUAACAUCAGCACGGCUGCUGACCUGCUGAAACAAGGAGCAGCCUGCAAUGUCCUCUACCUGAACUCGGUGGAAACAGAGUCUCUAACCGGCCCCCAGGCCAUCGCCAAGGCAACAGAUGCUUCCUUGGGUCGUAACCCGCGCCCUGCUGCCACUGUGGUCCAGUUCAAGGUGACAUCACAGGGCAUCACGUUGACUGACAGCCAGCGCAGGGUUUUCUUCAGAAGACAUUACCCGGUGAACAGCGUAACGUUCAGCAGCAUCGACCCUAAGGACAGGAGGUGGACUAACUCAGACAACACCGCUGUUAAGGUGUUUGGUUUCGUAGCCAAGAAGCCGGGCAGCUUGGCGGAGAACGUUUGCCACCUGUUUGCCGAGUUGGACCCCGAACAACCUGCCUCUGCCAUCGUCAACUUCAUCAACAAGGUCAUGUUGUCACAGCGCCGAUAGAGGGAGACGCAGAGAGGAAACCGAAACAAAACAGUGGCAUGCAGCAUAUAGAACUGACAAGGUUUAACUGUACGGUAAUGGCCCAGUGCCAGUGCCACGACACUAAUGCUAUCUUGGUCCAUCAGUUGGUGUAAAGACGUUUUGAAGGCAGUUGAAAGUCUUAGUCCAUGAUCCCUACUGAUGGUUGUUCAUGUGUUCAUUUUCCACUCUGCCUGCUCUUGAACAUCCCUUUCCUGAAGGGUCGAUUCACAAUAUAACACUCCAUUUACAUUUUACAACAUAGUAAAGUAUUAUUGGAUGAAAAGAAACAAAACACAGAGUUCAAACAAAGCCAUGAUGUCUAGUGUAACAGCUCCUCCCCAGACAGAGAGGCUUCAGAGGAAACUUGCGCAAUCCACAGCGACUUUCCAAGAACAAAACGAUUGUCUCCAUCUACCCCGUGGGCCUGUGUCAUGAGCAAUGAUUAGUGGGUUGUCCACGUUAUCUUUAAAUCAUAACUCCGGUUUUCUGGUAUCAUGAAGCUGGCUCACUUUUGACCAGGGUAGAGCCCCAUGGUAAAUCAAAACUUUAUUUAUCCCGGUAAGCCAACUGAGCAUUGCUCAAGGGCAAUCAGGACUCUUAGUAGUUUACAACAACAACAGACUGAUAAAUGUCAACUAUAGACGCAUAUUCAUUGAGCACACCAAAGCUCACUAAGUUAUGAAUUCAACAUUCUGGUGAGAUAGAUCCUAUCACGCAUUAGUUGCUCUUCUUUUAGAUCUUUUCUGCACAUAUUCUGUACUUUACUUUUAAAUAUCACUUACUCGCAAUGCAUUGCUCGUGAUGAGACAAAAGCGCACCAUCAUUUGACUAUGUCAAAUUAAAAUAUUAUCAGUUUAAUUUCUGUACUCGUGCUUGACUGCACGACAGUCCUACUGUAUCUAACAAUUCCCACACUAGUAAUAGCCGUAGUGUCACUUUUAAUCUUUGAUGUGCGUGUGAAUAUAUUUAGUCUUAUCAGUGGUGGUAAACCAAAUACCCGGCCCAAUUACCGUGUGGGUAUUUCCAUUUCAUUUUAUGUCAUAUUAAAAGGCCCUAAAAACACAUGUUCUGAAUCAGCUUCGGACUGAGUAAUGGGGAUCACACAGGAACAUAAAAGUUUAGGGUAUUUCUGUCUUUCUCACCAAUUUCGAAAUGGGCAACAGUUGGUGGAUUAUAUGGUUGCCGGGAAUUCAAUCUGACCGAACCACACUCACACAUGUAGACCAGAGUUUAAACUCUUAAUACAGAAUACCUAAAGACUGCUGCUCUUGUCUUGAAUAUUUAUUGGUACAGAGAAAUACUCGUGAAUUUGAAGCAAAGUUUCCAGGGGCUUCAAGUCCUCGACCCAUGGUUCUGAUUAUGUAACAGCUUCAUAAUACCAGGUAUCUCUGUGAAACAGGCCCCUCGAUGAAUCCAACUUUUCAUCAUCUGUGUCAGACUGGUUGUCAGUGUAGCAAUGGUAGAAGUGCUAAAAGCUGCUUUAGAGCUGUAGUGUUAACGUUUUUUUAUAUUAAUGAACGUCCGUUACAUUCAAACCAU